Molecule: messenger RNA, 1353 nt
Organism: Aspergillus wentii DTO 134E9
Lineage: Eukaryota; Fungi; Ascomycota; Eurotiomycetes; Eurotiales; Aspergillaceae
Product: NAD(P)-dependent alcohol dehydrogenase
Exons: 3
Coding region: 183-1268 (361 amino acids)
Biological process (GO): D-sorbitol catabolic process
Molecular function (GO): zinc ion binding; L-iditol 2-dehydrogenase (NAD+) activity
Source: RefSeq, a predicted model, not a curated record
CCCUUUUCGGCCAGAUCAACUCCACCAUUUUCAUCGUAGCAACUGAAUAAGAUGAACAAAAUGAGAAUUCUCUUAUCAACUGCCCCUCGAUUGCCCCUCAUCUCGAAUAUAUAUAGAGGGGUAAUUCAUCGACAUCAAGUUCCUCAACACAUCAAUCUUUCAUCAAAUCAUCUACAUUCAUCAUGGAGAACGCAUCUUUUGUUCUGCGCGACAUCAAAGACGUUGUCAUUGAAGACCGUCCCAAGCCUGUCAUCAAGGACCCUCACGAUGUGAUGGUCCACGUUGCCCAGACUGGUAUCUGCGGCAGUGAUGUCCACUAUUGGCAGCGAGGCCGUAUCGGCGACUACAUCCUCACCGGCCCCAUGGUCCUGGGUCAUGAAUCCUCCGGUGUCGUUGCUGAGGUCGGCGACAAAGUCACUCACCUCAAGCCUGGAGACCGCGUCGCCAUGGAGCCUGGUGUUCCCUGCCGUCGCUGCGACUACUGCCGCAAAGGCGCCUACCAUCUCUGCGGCGACAUGAUCUUCGCGGCCACUCCUCCGUGGGACGGCACUCUGGCCAAGUACUACAUCAACGCCUCGGACUUUUGCUACAAGGUGCCCGACAACAUGAACCUCGAAGAAGCCGCCAUGGUUGAGCCUGUGUCGGUUGCCGUGGCUAUCUCCAAGACGGCCGAUUUGCGUGCCCACCAGACUGUGCUUGUCCUGGGUUGUGGACCCAUUGGUGUCCUCUGCCAGGCUGUCGCCAAGGCAUGGGGUGCUAAGAAGGUGAUCGGUGUUGAUGUCGUCCAGUCUCGCCUGGAUGUCGCCCAGUCGUAUGGUGUCGACCACACGUUCAUUCCUUCUCGCGCAGAGGCCGGUUCAGACCCCAUGGCCCAUGCCGAGAAAGUGGCCGAGAUGAUCAAGAAGGAAUUCGACCUUGGCGAGGGCCCCGAUGUCGUCCUGGAAUGCUCUGGCGCGGAGCCCUGCGUACAACUCGGUGUUUAUGUCGCCAAGCGUGGUGCAACUUUUGUGCAGGCCGGUAUGGGCAAGGAAGUCAUCCAGUUCCCCAUCACUGCUGUGUGCACUCGAGGUCUGAACAUCAAGGGCUCCAUUCACUAUCUCACCGGAUGCUACCCAGCCGCCAUUGAUCUCAUCUCCAGCGGUCAGGUCGAUGUCAAGCGACUGAUUACCAACCGCUUCAAGUUCGAAGAGUCCGAGCAGGCCUUUGAGCUGGUCAAGGCAGGACGACAAGAUGUCUUCAAGGUUAUGAUUUCUGGCGUUGGAUUUUAGGAAAAUAUCAUUCAUGUUUGUUUAUGAUGAGGCGUUGAUGAAGAGGUUGUGUGUUUUGCAUGAACGAAAUUAUAGAACGGGUUUG